AGUAACUGCUCCGUGUGUGUUCAGCGUCCAGCCUCCUUUCAGCUGCCGGAGGUGAAGAGACUGCGAUGAGGGAGGUGCCGGCGGAGGGUCAGAGGCUGUGAAUCAUCGUGAGGAUGGAGGACGAGCUGGUGUCGGAGGAGGAUUUCUUGCUGUGCUCAGAAAAGGACUUCCACGAUGCAGCAAAGAGGAACGACACGGCGAAAAUGCAGGAGCUGAUCAAGAAAGGCGUGGAUGUCAAGGCCAAAAAUAAAAUCGACCGUAAAGCUCUGCACUGGGCGGCGGGAGCUGGGAAUGAACAGGCUCUGCGUCUCCUGCUGGACCACGACACUGACGUGGAUGAGAGGGACUCUUUCGGCAUGAACGCUCUGCUUCUGGCGUCCUGGUUCGGUCACCUAAAAGUCCUGCAGAUCCUGGUGUCCUGCGGAGCAAAACUCAACUGUGAAAACAAAGAUGGUCUGAGUAUGCUGCACUGUGCCGCCCAGCGAGGCCACAUCAGAGUGUUGGAGUUCAUCAUGGAGGACCUGGAGGACAUUUGUCUGGACAGAGUGGACAAGUCGGGGAAGACGGCGCUCCACCUGGCUGCCGAACACGGACAGUUUGAAGUGGUGGAGUUUCUGAUAGGAAUGGGAUGCACACACGGUUUGAAGGACAAGGAAGCGAACACAGCUAUGCAUCUGGCAGCAAAGUUUGGGCACACAGAGGUGCUGCAGAAGAUGGUGGAGACUGGAGUCGACGUCGAUGAGAGAAAUAUAGACGGUCUGACGGCGCUGCACCUGGCGGCUGACGGAGGUCGUUAUGAGUGUGUCAGACUGCUGCUGGAGUCCGGCUGUAACGUCAACGCACAAACUAACAGGAACAUGAACGCUCUGCACUACGUGGCGCAGCGCGGCUUCGACAGAGAGGCCAGUUUGCUGCUGGAGGCAGGAAUUAACAGAGAUGCUGUCGACAGUCAACGCAACACAGCGCUCCACCACGCCGUGUUCAACAACCACACGGAGGUUUUACGGCUGCUGAUAGACGCCGACUGUGACCUGGACAUCACCGACAGCAGACAACAGACUGCUCUGCACAUCGCAGCAGAGCACGGCUGGCAGGAGCUGGCCGAGAUGAUGCUCAUCUCCGGUGUUAACCUCAAUCUGACUGACAAGCAGGGGAAAACGUGUCUGGAGGUGGCAGCCAGAGGAAACCACGUCAUCCUGGUCGACAUGAUCAUCAAAGCUGACCGUUUUUAUAAAUGGGAGAAGGAUCAGAUGAGCAGUGAGCAGGACUCCUGGGUCGGGAGGCCGCUGACCUUCAAGCAGGACCACCAGCCGGAGACGCAGCACCUCCGCUCCGUCCUGUGGAACCUGGCCACCAAGCUGCUCUGCCGCGGUGAGUGGAAGAUCCUGGCACAGCACUGGGAAUUCAGCGACGCACAUAUACGAGCGAUAGAGCAACAGUGGACAGGUAUGAAAAGCUUUAAGGAGCACGGUCACAGAAUGCUGUUAAUCUGGCUUCAUGGAGUCGUGAUGGCGGGCGAGAACCCCAUCAAAGGCCUGUACGAGGGGCUGGUUGAGAUCUCACGGACCGACUUGGCAGAGUGCAUCCGGCAGAAGGCGAACGCAGAGACCAGCUCUCCCAAAAUGUGCUCUGCAAUGUGACACCAAACACUGUGAGUGACUGUGAAGACGACACAACAAAUCCAAGGUUUCAGUUCACUUCUGUUUCCACGAAGCUUUGUAUUAUCCACAGCAUGUUUACACAUUCACACAGUGAUUCAUUGUUUUGGGGUCAGGGAACAUGAUGGUUGUAAAACUGUAAGAUACUUGGUGAAAAUGUAAAAUAACUUUUUUUUAAUGCAUGUAGUCAACACCUGCUGGCACUACUCUUAUUAUAAGGAUACUCACAAAGGGCUUUUCUGCACAUAAUGACAACUUAUUAUUCAUCCUAAAUUAAUGUGAUGCUUUAUUCUGCAAUUAUUCUCAAAGCUUCUCUUCCUUAAACCUUUGCACCCUGGGCAAAAUAGGUGCGAUUUCUCUUAAAAACAUGGGAAAAGAGGCAACCAGCAACUUGGUAAGAAAUGCUCCACAAA
This is a messenger RNA of Plectropomus leopardus (leopard coralgrouper), 2071 nucleotides long. RefSeq names its product ankyrin repeat and death domain containing 1A (gene ankdd1a). Lineage: Eukaryota; Metazoa; Chordata; Actinopteri; Perciformes; Serranidae. The record is from RefSeq and is a predicted model, not a curated record. Gene Ontology annotation, biological process: signal transduction. Gene Ontology annotation, molecular function: protein binding.